Messenger RNA from Tetrahymena thermophila SB210, 2658 nucleotides. Its product is annotated as kinase domain protein. Gene Ontology annotation, molecular function: small GTPase binding; GTPase activator activity. NCBI's taxonomy places the organism in Eukaryota, Ciliophora, Oligohymenophorea, Hymenostomatida, Tetrahymenidae. Gene Ontology annotation, cellular component: cytosol; nucleus; perinuclear region of cytoplasm. The record is from RefSeq and is a predicted model, not a curated record. The transcript has 30 exons. Gene Ontology annotation, biological process: nucleocytoplasmic transport; activation of GTPase activity.
UUGUUAUUCAAUAUUUUUGAAAAGUAAAAUAAAUAAAUGAUAUAAUAGUAUAAAUAUUUUAAUAUAAUUCCAGAAUUUGAAAGGUCUUCACUUUAAUCUUUUUAGGUUCUGCAUAUUGACUUGAGAUUUUAUAUGAAUGGAAAUUAUUUUCGUUAUUAAGAUGCAUCAAGCUUUUGGUCUGCAUUAGGAAAGUGCACUAAUCUCUCAAAUUUGACACUUGAUCUAGAUGGAAAUAGUUUUGGUGAUAAAGGUGCAUCAGGCUUAAGUUCUGCUUUAGAAAAAUUGACUAAUCUCUCAAAUUUGACACUUAGUCUAUAGUAGAAUCAAAUUGGUUCAAUUGGUGCAUUAGGCUUAGGUUCAGCUUUAGGAAAAUGCACUAAACUCUCAAAUUUGGCACUUAAUAUUUAGUAGAAUAAUAUUGGGGCAAUUGGUGCAUCAGGCUUAUGUUCUGCUUUAGGAAAGUGUACUAAUCUUUAAAAUUUGACACUUAUUAUUUUGUAGAAUUAAAUUGGUGAUGAAGAUGUAUCAGGGUUAGGUUCUGCUUUAGGAAAGUGCUCUAAUCUCUAAAAUUUGACACUUAAUCUUGAAUCGAAUAAAAUUGGAUAUCAACGUCACUCCAUGUAGUUGCCGGAGCUUCCGUAGCUUCUGUAGCUUCUGUAGCUUAAAAUUGGUGCAAUUGGUGCAUCAGGCUUAGGUUCUGCUAUAGGAAAGUGUACUAAUCUCUUAAAUUUGACAGUUAAUCUUCAGUGUAAUCAUGUUUAUGAUGAAGGUGCAUCAGGCUUAUGUUAUGGAUUAAGUAAGUGCACUAAUCUCUCAAAUUUGACACUUGGUCUAUAUGCAAAUUAAAUUAGUGAUGGAAGUACAUUAGACAUAGGUUCUGCUUUAGUAAAGUGCACUAAUCUCUCAAAUUUGACACUUGUUCUAAAUAUCAAUUAAAUUAGUGAUGAAGGUGUAUCAAACUUAGGUUAAACUUUAGGAAAUUGCAUAAAUCUCUCAAAUUUGACACUUGAUCUAAAUUUCAAUAAAAUUGGCGAUCAAGGUGCAUAAGGCUUAGUAUUUGCUUUAUUAAAGUGCACUAAUCUCUCAAAUUUGGCACUUUCUCUACCUUACAAUUAAAUUGGUGAUGAAGGUGUAUCAGGCUUAGGUUAUGGUUUAGUAAAGCACACUAAUCUCUCAAAUUUGACACUUAAUCUCAGCGGAAAUUCUUUUGGUUAUGAAGGUGCAUCAAGCUUAAGUGCUGCUUUAGGAAAGUGUACUAAUCUCUUAAAUUUAAGACUUUAUCUAAUUUCCAAUAAUAUUAAUGAUGAAGAUGCAUAAGGCUUAAGUUCUGCUUUAGAAAAUUGCACUAAACUCUCAAAGUUGACACUUAACCUUUAUUAGAAUCAAAUUGGUGAUGAAGGUGCAUCAGGCUUAGGUUCUGCUUUAUCAAAGUGCAUUAAUAUCUCAAAUUUGACACUUUACCUUGGUUCCAAUCAAAUUAGUGCAAUAGGUGCAACAGGAUUAGGUUCUGCGUUAGCAAAGUGCAUUAAUCUCUCAAAUUUGACUCUUGAGUUUUCAAACAAUUAAAUUGGUGAAGAAGGUGUAUCAGGCUUAGGUUCUGCUUUAGCAAACUGCACUAACCUCUCAAAUUUGGCACUUGAACUUUAUUCCUGUUAAAUUGGUCAUAAAGGUGCAUCAGGCUUAGUUUCUGCUUUAGUAAACUGCAUUAACCUUUCAAAUUUGAAACUUGAUCUAUAUUCCAAUGAAAUUGGUUGUGAAGGUGCAUCAAACUUAGGUUUUGCUUUAGUAAAUUGCACUAGCCUCUCGAAUUUGACACUUGGUCUUAAUUCCAAUUAAAUUGGUUGUGAAGGUGCAUCAGGCUUAGGUUCUGCUUUAGCAAAGUGCAUUAAUCUCUCUAAUUUGACUCUUGACUUAGUUUUUAAUUAAAUUGGUGCAAUUGGUACGUCAGAUUUAAGUUGUGCUUUAGUAAAGUGCAUUAAUCUCUCAAAUUUAACACUUUAGCUUGGUUUCAAUUAAAUUGGUUAAGAAGGUGCAUCAUACUUAGGUCCUGCUUUAGCAAAGUGCAUUAAUCUCUCAAAUUUGACUCUUGAUAUUAUUUCUGAUCAAAUUAGUGCAAUGGGGGCAUCAUUCUUAGGUUCUUCUUUAGUAAACUGCACUAACUUGUCAAAUUUGAGACUUUAACUUGGUUCCAAUCAAAUUGGUGAUGAAGGUACAUCUGGUUUAGGUUCUGCUUUAGCAAACUGCACUAACCUCUAAAAUUUGACACUUGACCUUUACGGCAAUUAAAUUGGUAAUAAAGGUGUAUAAGGCUUAGGUUCUUCUUUAGCAAACUGCACUAAACUAUCAAAUUUGACACUUGACCUUUAUUCUAAUCGAAUUGGUGACGAAGGUGCAACAGGCUUAGGUUCUGCUUUAGCAAACUGUACUAACCUCUCAAAUUUGGCACUAGGCCUUCAUUUCAAUUAAAUUGGUGCACUAGGUGCAUUAGGCUUAGGUUCUGCUUUAGUAAAGUGCAUUAGUCUCUCAAAUUUGACACUUUAACUUGACAGUAACAGAUAAUUAAAUUUCAAAGCAAAAACAGAGAGUCUUAAAUCAAAAAGAUUAGUUUUCUUUGAAAUAUAAUUCUGGUGAUAAAUAAGUGACAAAAAUAAAGGAAGA